Haliotis rubra (blacklip abalone) is the source of this 1427-nucleotide messenger RNA. RefSeq names its product transmembrane protease serine 9-like. Bases 112 to 1125 code for a protein of 337 amino acids. Gene Ontology annotation, biological process: proteolysis. NCBI's taxonomy places the organism in Eukaryota, Metazoa, Mollusca, Gastropoda, Lepetellida, Haliotidae. Gene Ontology annotation, molecular function: serine-type endopeptidase activity. The transcript is spliced from 7 exons. The record is from RefSeq and is a predicted model, not a curated record.
UUCCGCCCUGGUAAGCGAGAAAGAAGAUGGCGGCGAUCAAACUGCUAACGCUUGCCUUGGCCGUACAAGCCGUAAGGUCCGAUUUUACAGUGUGUACGCUUCUCUAUCGUGAUGGCGUCUGUUACGAAGGAGGAUGUCCAAGGGGAACUGUCAAGCAGGCUGAUACGUUUUUUCAACUUCGUAUCUUGCAGAACCGGCUUUGACUGUUGUACUGGAACACCGGUGGCCAGUUGUGCGAACGAGGACAACUGUGGUGUAUGGGGACCUACUGCUCGAUUAGCGUUUUCUGCGGACGACAAACCAAAGCAAGCCCCCUGGCAGGCAUCACUUCGACGCAUGAAUGGUCCCAAUCUUCCCAAAACCCUGGCUAAUUCACUUCAUAGCGCUGGCGGAGUUCUUUUCCAAAAGAACUGGGUUCUCACGGACUGUGCAGCACUUAUGAGUGUAGGAAGACGUGACGUAGACGAAACAUAUCAAGAUAGAAUGAUUGUUGUUUUGGGUGAAUACAACAUCGCAGCUCCCGAAGUCUACAAUAACGUUCAGCAGGAACAGAUCCGUCAAGUGAAGAACGUGUAUUUUCAUCCAUCCUACAAAUACAACGUCACGUCAACGUUCGGAGACGUUUUGAUCGACUACAGCGCCACGAACAACCAGGAUCCUUUUCAAGCCAACUCCUUCUGUAUGAUUGAGUUAACUGAAUCAGUCACGUACAAUGAUUGGGUGAGGCCAAUAUGUCUACCGAGAUCAAAUGUAUGCAGCCAAAUUGAGUCCUGCCGAGUUACUGGAUGGGGAAUAACGGAAGACGAAAGACUGAAGGACCUUCUUCAAGUCGCCUAUCUAAACUCAUUCAGCAAAGCUGCAUGUGAAGCGAUUGCCUAUUACACCACAGCUUCCAACGCAUCGUUCCCUAGCAACACCAAAUGUGCCCAAAACAUAGCUACUACAUACUCUUGCGUGGGUGACUACGGGGGACCAUUUGCCUGUGAUGACCCCACCAACAAUUACAGAACCACCCUGCAAGGUGUGAUGACCACUCGUAUCCCGUGUGAGAGCAGCACCAUUCUCGUAUCGGACGUUCCUAAUGUUGUUAACUGGGUUUGGGACACGUGUACCGCCACCUUGUAAACACACCGAGGAUAUCCUCAGCCCCCAGCAUCUUCAAAGUCUUUCAGCGGAAUUACGGACAGUUUGUAAUUGUAAUCAAUGACGAAAGAUGUUUCAAUAUUGAACUUUUACUCAUAAAUUCUUUUGUUUCCUUUUAUUUGUUUCUUUUGUGUACGUUUUCAGAAACACACAAAACAAUCUCUGGAUAUGGUCAAUGACCUUCUCCAAUACAGCCAGUACAUGUAUGUACGAUUCCUCACAUUUAGAUUGAAAUGCUUCGUAUGCACAUGUGUAAAUUAAAACCCUUGACAUUUAUAAGUGAA